Molecule: messenger RNA, 3287 nt
Organism: Drosophila serrata
Lineage: Eukaryota; Metazoa; Arthropoda; Insecta; Diptera; Drosophilidae
Gene: eco
Product: Establishment of cohesion
Biological process (GO): mitotic sister chromatid cohesion
Cellular component (GO): nucleus; chromatin
Molecular function (GO): protein-lysine-acetyltransferase activity
Source: RefSeq, a predicted model, not a curated record
GGUCACUCGCAACACUUGGCAGCCAAAAAAAGCGGGAGGAUUUGGACAAAGUUAAUGCGAAUUAAAAAUUGCCAGCGAUUAUGGAGACGCCGACGGGUAGUGGGUGCCCCUCACGCCCCGAUCGCACGGCUACCCCACGCCUCUCCGAGCGGAAGCGACGACUGUUCGGCAGUCCUGUAACCCAAAUAGUCAAGAUCAAUGACGAGGAAGAUGAGGACGUCGACAUUCUUGGCGUUUCGCCCUUAAAGCCCCAUGUGGCGACCAACAAUCCGAACGGGGGCAGACUCUUCACAGGGCAAGCCACCCCUGGCAGAAGAAGAAUGUUACGCGGCAGCCCAAAUAGCAGCCCCGAAACCAACAAGGAAAACAAGACGGGGCGCAAAAAAAAGGUUGCCGUGGAGGCGGCUGCUACCGAGGAGCAGCUGCCGCACUUAUUCACCACCACGAUGCGAUUGAAUAGCAACAGCAGCAGCCAAGCCAGCAGCCCCCGUACGCCCAGGCAAGGACGUCGACGUCGGCCGGAUUCAUCUAUGUCUUCACCAGACUCUGAGAUGGGAUCACCAGGAGUACGGCGUGAACGUGCAAAGCCAAAGCCCAGGCAGGAGGUCAGCGCAAGCAACACCAGACGCAGUCCACGCAACGCCAAAGCGACGGAGACUAUCGAGCCCAGUCAAGCGACAAGUAGUAAGCAAAGUAGGAUCAGUCCCAGAAGCCAUAGAAAAUAUACAAAAGCUGUGAACAAUACCAUGGCUGCUUCUUCAGGACCUGUUCACAAAACCACAGAACUUGCCCAGGAAAGCAGUAGAAAUAGACAAAAGUCCCCAGUACCUAUUCUAAAGCACACUGCAAAAAGCAAUGAAGACAGCUUGAAGACCGUAAUAGCCUCUGUGCCCAUUCUGAAGCCCCAAACUCUGAGCCAGGAAAAGGAAAAAAUCACAAAAUCUCCUAUGACUCAAAAAACCAUCGAUUCUUCGGAUGAUGAAGAAAAAUUCGAUCCUAAAGCUGCUCCUCGACAGGCCCAAAAGCGCCUACACCCGGUCACGCCAUCUGCUACUGCUGCCUCUUCGACGGAAUCCGACUCUGGAUCGCCGCAGAAUAAGCUGCGCAGGAUGAACCCGGAGAGCAGCAUACCCACCAUGGCCUUCUAUUCGCACAGUGGAACUGGAACGGUGCGAGUGAAGGGAGUGCAAGGCAACGCGGCAAGGAACGCGCAGCCGAGCAAGGCAAAGUCCCCGCAGAAACGUCGAGAGCGGGUGGGAAUCAACAACGGGGUGCGUCACAAGAUUCGAAAGCGGGCGAGAUUUUCUCAACACCUUCAACCAACCAACUUAAAUCACAUCCUGAGCUGCUUGAGCAACGAGAGGCUUAAAAACUUGAUCACCACCAAGCGUGAGGAACGUGCCAAGGUAGAAGAGGUGCAUGAGAUUCUGCGCACGGCCCGGGAUCCCAUCAAAAUGGCAAAACCACUAAGCGUGCUGGAUUCCGACGACGCCAACAACAACAACAAUGUCCAAGCAGGAGCCAUGUGGCAGGAGACAGAUAAAGACUUUAGCGACCUGAGUGAGGACGAUGAGAAGGGAGUAAUCAUGGAUCCCGUAAUGGAGCUGGAGCCCAUCAUACCACUGAUACGGCACGAGACUACGGUCCACACUUCACCGCCAAGCGAGACUGUGGACCUCAGCAAGCGAAAGUUCUUCAAGUCGGGGCGCAGGAGCAGCACCUGCAUGGAGGUUCGGAUAACGGACAACAUUAAGGCCAGUGUCAGCCAGGGAAAGAUUGCCCUGGUCCAAAAGCCUCGCCGGAAGCCUCGAUCCGUUCGCGUAAAAUCAGCAACUUUAUUCUCCGCCGAGCAAGCCACUGUGGAUGCAAUCCUGAAGAACCUGGACGACUCUGUGUUGGAUGAGAUCGUUGAAUCAGAGCCCAAGGUGGAUGUCACUCCCAUGGAGACCGAAUCCUUGCCGGAAAUUAUCGAAUAUGCGCCCGAGCCUGAGGCAAAUACAGACGACGAUCCCUUUGCCGUCUUCCGACAACGAUUGCCAUACCAAACGGAUGAUCCGGAGCUCAUAGAGCAACAGCAAAUCCUGCUGGAGUUCCUCAUCAGCAACAACAUCUGCACUGAGCAGAACUUUGAGAUCUUCAUUGCCGAUCCGGACAAUCACAAGGAGGAGGCUAAUCGGAUUGUUGACGACCUAUACAUGGUGGUAAACAGCGAGGAGGCGGCGCAGGUGGUUCAAAUGGAAGACGUGCCAGAACCAGUAGUGGAGCCUCCUCCUCCUCAUCCACCUGCCCCAGAAGAAGACCAGCCAAGGCUUUUUCCCAUAUUCACGCAGCGCUUACAGCCUGUUGCUCAUAAAUCGUCGCGUCGGCGACCGAGCACUUCAAUGAGACUACUGUCCGAGGCAGCGGGAGGAUCCAAUCAGUACCAGAUCGAUGCCGGUCAGAAGGCCUUUGGCGCCCGACAGUGCCAGCAGUGCGGAUUGGUGUACACUGUCCACGAACCGGAGGAGGAGCAGCUUCAUCGCGAGUACCACAACUCGAUCCAUGUGUUGCGCUUCAAGGGCUGGAUCGACGAGGAUAUUGUGGCCGUGUACCCGGAAUGGGGCAGCGACGGCCGUAUCGUGAGGCUCAACGAACGGGCGCCUGCCGCACGACUCGAGCGACUCAAGGACCUCAUCCGUGUGGUGGACAAGGAGCUGGGUUACUCUUCGUAUAUUGUGCCAAAGAUAUUCGUGGCCUUCAUGGCGGUGCGGAAGCAACAGAUUGUGGGUUUCUGCCUGGUGCAGCCCCUGUCGCAGGCCCAUCGGUUCAUCCAGGUCGAUGGUACGGACUAUUUCAGCGAGGAGACCUACAAGGCCAGUUGCGGUGUAUCCCGGAUCUGGGUUUCACCUCUUCACCGUCGUGGCGGAAUCGCCAGCAAGUUGAUACGGGCUGUCCAGUGCCACACGAUAAUUGGCCAGGAGAUUGCCAUGGAGUCCAUCGCUUUUAGCACGCCCACCGAUGAUGGACGAGCUCUGGCGCGGCGGCUCACCGGGUUAGAUAACUUCUUGACCUACGAUCAGUGACCUAGCCAAACUUGGCCAAGGAGAGCAGGAGAGACAGCUAUUGAAUAGCUGGAUUAGUUUGGAUUGCUUCGGAACCUGUUCUAAUUAGUUGAUAAUCGCGUUCAUUAUGUUUCAAGCGGCGAGUUGUGCGCCAUUUUAUUGGUUUUUAAGGGUAGAGCGAAAUGUCCCCGUGAUCAUGCAAUAAACAUUGGUUUAAUAAAUUUAAGGAAACAUUUCUGCAUUUAA